ACUAGUAAUAGAUAGUAGUAGCUCCUUGUGCAUAAAGUGGGGUAUAAAGAGCCCAGACCCCAUGCUCUCUCUCUCUUCCCUUUUACCCCGCUCCAGCUUUCCUUAAUACCCCCACCAUCUCUUUCUUCUCUUCCUUCAAAUCGACCAGAUCAGAGAACUACAUGAUGGCUGUCCCUUCGAAAGACAGAAUCGAGCCCGACUCCUUCAACGUCCCAGUGGGCCAGUUCCCCGCAACCGCCACAUCAACUGGUAUUGACGCCGACACCAUUGCAUCCAAUGUUAUACGAUCACUGAACACAGCCUUGGGGCUGAACCGAUCUCAGGAGAUCUCAAAACUGUUCCUGGAAGAUGGCUACUGGCGAGACCAUCUCGUUCUAACCUGGGAAUUCCGUACCAUCAAGGGCCAAGAGAACAUCUCUAACUUCCUCAAGGAGAACCCCCGUUCUCUACAAAUAGAGAUCGAUCGGUCGUCCGCUUUCCGCGCUCCUUCUAUCUUUCCAAUCGAUAGUUUUGGAGAUGUCACUGGAAUCCAGUUCUUCAUUGAAGUCACCAAUGAUGUAGGAAGCGGAAAAGGUGUAGUACGACUGGCUGAGAAGGACGGCGAGUGGAAGAUUUUCACGUUCUUCACAUCCCUGCUUGAGCUCAAGGGUAGUGAGGAGAAGAUCAAUCAUCGCCGACCUGUGGGAGUAUCACAUGGUGAGCAUCAUGAUAGGAGGAAUUGGCAGGAUAGACGAACCGCGGAUUUCGACUUUGUGGGGAAGACCCCGACAGUCCUGAUAGUUGGUGCUGGCCAAGCUGGACUGACAAUUGCUGCCCGCCUGAAAAUGCUCGACAUCGAUACUCUGAUCAUUGAUGAGGAAGAUCGCAUCGGAGACAACUGGCGUAGACGGUAUCACCAGCUUGUGUUGCACGACCCCGUGUGGUUUGAUCAUAUGCCCUAUCUCCAGUUCCCAGCAAACUGGCCUAUUUUCACGCCAAAGGACAAGCUCGCAGAGUUCUUCGAGUGCUAUGCUAAGCUGCUCGAACUGAACGUGUGGACUAAGACCAAGCUCCACUCGACAUCCUGGAGCGACGCGAACAGCGUGUGGACCGUUGAGCUCCAACGGCAGAAGGAGGAUGGUACGGUCGAGACUCGUACCUUCAAUCCCCGCCAUGUCAUCCAGGCGACCGGCCACUCGGGUAAGAAGAAUCUGCCCAAUUUCAAGGGGGUUGAGACUUUCCAAGGGAAACGUAUCUGCCACAGCUCCGAGUUCCCCGGCGCGGAUCCCAAGAGCAAAGGCAAGAAGGCAGUUGUGGUUGGCUCCUGUAACUCAGGUCAUGACAUUGCACAUGACUAUUUCGAAAAGGGGUAUGAUGUGACGAUGGUCCAACGUAGUUCGACCUGCGUCGUUUCCUCCGAGGCCAUCACUAAGAUCGGACUGAAGGGCUUAUACGAGGAGACCGCCCUUCCGGUUGACGAUGCAGACUUGUGCCUCUGGAGCAUUCCCACUGAGAUUUUCAAGGCGCAACAGAAGAAAGUCACAGCGGUUCAGAACCAGCAUGACAAGGAAAUCCUAGACGGGCUGGAGAAGGCUGGCUUUAAGGUGGACCAGGGACCGGAUGAUGGGGGUCUUUUGAUCAAGUACCUCCAGCGUGGUGGCGGUUACUACAUCGAUGUCGGAGCCAGUAAGCUCAUCGCCGACGGCAAGAUUAAGGUCAAACAGGGACAAGAGAUCGCCGAGGUCACUCCGCAGGGAUUGCUCUUUGCCGACGGCUCCCAGCUAGAAGCGGAUGAGAUCAUCUUUGCAACAGGCUACCAGAACAUGAGGACACAGGCACGUAUCAUAUUCGGAGACGAGGUAGCGGAUCGCAUUCAGAGCGUCUGGGGAUAUAACGAGGAGGGCGAAAUGCGCACAAUGUGGCAGCGCAGUGGGCACCCCGGUUUCUGGUUUAUGGGUGGUAAUCUGGCGCUGUGUCGGUACUAUUCGAAACUGCUGGCUUUACAGAUUAAGGGCAUGGAACUGGGUCUUAAUCACUGAACAUAACUUGCCGGGGGUAUCAAGCUUCCUAUUCAUUCUUAAGAUGGCUAGAAUUAAAUCAGAAUGAAACAUACAAAUGAGCAUACAACCUUUUUCACACAUAUUGAUUCACCCAACCCUCCUGCGCCGCCACACAAACUCCCAUCGUUAACAGGCAAGUGUACAGCGCCGCAUCCUCGUCAACAUCUCCAUGCCCUCCGUCUUGCCGAAGCAGGAGGGUUGGUAGACUUCGAGGAUUGGGGUGGGUCGGCGAGAGGUGGGU
Messenger RNA from Aspergillus alliaceus, 2280 nucleotides. RefSeq names its product flavin-containing monooxygenase. Gene Ontology annotation, molecular function: flavin adenine dinucleotide binding; monooxygenase activity. Bases 162 to 2018 code for a protein of 618 amino acids. The record is from RefSeq and is a predicted model, not a curated record. The transcript is spliced from 3 exons. Lineage: Eukaryota; Fungi; Ascomycota; Eurotiomycetes; Eurotiales; Aspergillaceae.